CGUUACCUUUCGUCAGUGACACUGUAGAGAUCUUGUUGGAGAUCAGGUUUUAUACCCGAUGUGGAAGCGGCUCUCUGACGGGAUUGUUACACAAGUGGGGUGUUUACUUAUUUAUCGAGCGUUGCUGUUGCGUAAUUGAUAAACGGGGGGAUAGAAACGCGAAAAUAGUUACGCCGACGGUGCCGAAAAUAUUUGGUUAGGGCGACACCUGGUCACGACGAAGAAGUUUGGACUACGCGGUGGACUCAACGCACAAUAUUGUUCUUAUAAACAACGUUUCUGGUGCUAUGUACCACUUGUAGUAGCAGUUUUUGCCGAAGGUUUGACCAAACUUGCCGCACGUUUUUCCCGGCCCCUGCAGUUUCCCUGGUGCUCGGGUCGCGGGUCGUGUAACGGGCCCAUUAUCCACAUUUAAUAAUUGUAUUUUACGAGCGGAGUGUUUGCACAUGGUGGCGUUGUCAAGAUGUAAUUACCCACUUAAGCUGUCAAGUCGAGAUCGGACAUUAAUGUACUUCGUAUAUUAUCAAGAGAUGUGUCAGAGAGGCGACCCACCUCACAAGCUAUUCUAGUGCAAGGAUUCUCGUAGUUGUAAAAAAAAACCCAGCGUUCUUUGAGUCGGAUGUCGGCAGGGGUAGAGCGCACCUUUGCAUCACCAGUGACCGUAUGUUGUCCGGGCGCGGCUAUUGGCGCAGCAAACACACAUCGCUGAAUGAGGGGACGUCUACUUUUGAUACCCGCCAGUGGCUUUGAUAGGAGCGAGGUCGCCAGGCGUGUCCAACAGCGCUCUAAACGAGACCACAACACGUUGAGCUCAGGAGGACACACAGGAUACACACAGUUUAGAACAGUACUUCUGGAUGGUCUGUUCGCAGUGGCUAUAGGAGAGAAGUCCGAGAAGUGGCGGCCUGACCGGGAGGAAACGAGUUGAUCGGACAACAGCGAGCCGUCACGAUAGGGUCUGAAUGGGCCCGGCAGAACCGUGGGCUAAUGGUGUUGACUCAGGUCGGAGGGUUUUGUGCGGGAGGAUGGGCGCAUUGAGAAAAAUAAGGCAGAAAACAAACAAGAGGUGAGCUGAGGUGGCCAGGACGACGUUGGGUCACAGGUGAACCGCCGGACGUCCGUUUUCCCGCGUAAAACUGAGGAGAGAUAACAACAAAAAAACUAUCGUCUGCAGCCCGCAUAGGCCCGAGCUAAACUCGUCCCGGGGGUACGGUACGCGCGUGUGUGCAUUGUGUGCCGGGCUGCUUUGUUCGGUGGAUCUGAACCUGACUGACUACAUCAGGCCACGUAAAUGUCAGUGCCAGCGCUAUUCAGACCGGGAACGUCCUUUGACUGAGCCGCAUACAGGAACCCUGACUGAAGCAGCCAGCCAUCUUCGCGUGUGGACCGACAAUCUGACGCUGCUAAAAAUACAUAAUAUAUCACCGGGAUCCGGAUAUCCAGACCGCUUGACGAUCGAGUCCCCGGCUCGCUGGGACGUGAACAGGACGCACAAGUGCCGCCGAGUGGUCCUCCAGGUUCGUACGCACCCCGGGCCCUGCCAAUGGCGGCCGCGGCGAGGGGAACCCGCCGUCACCCGUGACAACUUCACCGCGGAUAUCGACCGGCUGGCUGGAGAGGCUGUGUGCGAGAGGAGAGUGGACCGGAGUAACCCCGCCCGUCUCCCCGGGUAACGGGAGUCCCCCGUCCGCUGAUUUUCCCGACUCCGAUGCGCCAGGACGUCCCACGGGAGCGGAGGACAUCAGCAUGGAGGACGGAGGCGGCCAGGCGCUAGUCCGGGAGGCGUCAGGAGCCGACUACUCGCAGUUCUCCCGCCAGCGCAGGCCGGGAGGGGAGGACAUAGACGAGAUCGUGCAGAUCGUGCGGCAGCAGGAGGACGUCGGCUGCGACAGGGACGCCGAGCUCUCCUUGAAGAAGUUCGCGCCCUUGCCGGGGAUACGGAGACAGGACGGCCUCAAGGAAGACGUCAAGGAAGACGAAGACGACCCAGUCGCGGCCGACUCGAGACAGUAUUACGAGAGCGAAGACGUCUUGUCGAGCAUGACGGCGGCGGAGUGCGACAGUCCCCUGCCGUCGCCGAGAGACUUGCGCGGCCACGCCUCGGAUAACAACCUGUACGGGAAGAUGGAGAGACUCUCCUUGAAGAGAGACAACAACAACGCGGCCUCUAGAGACGCGAGAAGCGUCGCCGUGGAUUUCGACUCGGACUUGCUGACCGUCUCGACGGGGUUCGAGUCGGCGCUGUCCCGACAGAGGCGCAGAACUAGAUCGGACCCGUGUCGGAAACCCCGGUUUAAGGGCAUGCGCCUGCCGCCCAUCGCCAUCAUACACAUGCCGGACCGUCCGGCCGCGCCCGAGCCCACGCACACGCCGCCGCUGGACGACUGUGUGUUCGAUAGCAACGACGAGGAACCCAUAGACCAUAUAGAUCCGGGGCAUUAGGGCAAAGGUCAAGGUCAGGACUUAAGGGCAGAGGUCAACAAUCCGGGAUAGAAGUCAAGGGCAAAGGUCAAGCUCAGGACUAAAGGGCAGAGUUCAACACUCCGGGAUUGAAGUCAAGAUUAGGACUUUGGGGCAACGGUCAAGAUCAGGACUUUGGGGCAGAGGUCAAGGUUGAAUACAUGUCAAGGUAACAAUAGAAUGUCAAGUUCAAACGUCAAUGGAUAGUUCGGGGGUCAAGUUCGACAGGAAAUGAAAUGACGGUCUUUUGUUUAUCAUUAA
Molecule: messenger RNA, 2721 nt
Organism: Branchiostoma floridae (Florida lancelet)
Lineage: Eukaryota; Metazoa; Chordata; Leptocardii; Amphioxiformes; Branchiostomatidae
Exons: 2
Coding region: 1747-2442 (231 amino acids)
Source: RefSeq, a predicted model, not a curated record